GCUGGCUUGAACGACAGGAGUCGCCUCGACGAGGUCCAGGCCUGCCAGGGCGGCCUGGAGCUCCCAUCCAGGCUCCGCUCUGGCAAUCCAGGGAAUGGCCCUUCAGGCAAGCAAACGGAGGCGAUCGCAGGGCCCUUCCAGAAUCUCGCAAGCCUGUGGUUGACGUGAUCAUCCCUGCCUAUCAGCUUUCGCCGCCACCUCCGCCAAUGCUUGAGCCAUCAAGACCUAUCGGCCUUUACCAGCCAUCCAAGGCUGUGGCCUCUCCGAGAUCCCUGAACGUGCCAUCCUCGCCACGUGCCCUCGCACGCGAUCCCGGUGCUCCUCCCGGACGAGUUGAGAAUCGAGGAUGGCCGUGGUGGGACGAGGAGGUGCCUGGGCGUCACCUAUCACCUUCCAGAGGCACGGGGUCGCCCGAGCGGCAGCUUGCACCGCGGCUGCCCCUGCCACAGCGCUCUGCGCCGCCUCAUUCCCCCUCCCCGUCGCACCGGGCGUUCCUGCUGGAGGCGCAGAGCUCGGCCAUUGGUGGGCUCAGAGAGAGUCCCUUGGGCCGGAUGCCGCGCCCCGGGCCACCGGAUCUUCGGCUGAGUCCAUAUUCGGAGCGCAGCCCUCGUUUGAUAUCGGACGGCUUCUACGAGGGCCCUCUGUGGGCUCCACAGCGCGGAGAUGCCUGGGAGCUGCGAAUGCUGCGAACCGCUCUUCAGGCCAUGGUCCGACAAGCGGCCUGCGACGCCGAGGCUGAGGAUGCCAAGGCGAUGCUCGGUCCCGGCGCUGGGGCUUGCGGCCUCCCAGCCUUCUUCAGAUGCCUCGAUCCCCUGGACAAGGGCCAUGUUCUGGAUACCGACCUCUUGGAGUUGGUGAAGGAGCACGAGGCGCCCGUCUCCUACGCCAGCCUCUGCUCUCUGGUCCACGAGGCAAAUCUACGGCGCGGAGGGCGUCCGCUUGGCUAUCUCACGUUCCGGGACCUCGGAAAGCUGAUCUAUCCUCUGCAGUCCAAGGAGCACAAGGCCAUGUGCGAUUCUGCCACCGACGACGAAGCCAAGUCGAUCCUUUACCUGCUGCAGUUUUCAGAGCCAUGCCCACGCUGUGGUUUCCGAAUUCAGAGAGACUCGGAGUCGUCGGCGUGCCCGAACGUGGUUUGCAGCAACUGCGGAGCCGCUUUCAGGUGCUUCGUCGUGGCAAGGCCAUUCCUGGACGCGCCCAAAGCAACCGCUGCAGAUCGUUACACGCUCUGCAGACUGGUGGCGGCCGUGGCCCGCACG
Symbiodinium sp. CCMP2456 is the source of this 1259-nucleotide messenger RNA. The record is from the annotation of a GenBank genome assembly. Lineage: Eukaryota; Dinophyceae; Suessiales; Symbiodiniaceae.